UAUAAUAGGAAGAUUAGUUCCCGUUUCCUGUUCUACGUUUUCUUCGUCCCCCUAGGGCUUUCCCAUUAAUUUCCCCCUUCUCCAUUCCUUCAGGGGACAUCUUUGUUAUGUAAUUCUCAAUCUUGAACUCAGAUUUCAAACGCUGGGAAAGGCUUCAAUCCAAUCACCGGCGUUUCUCCGAUUUCUCCUUGACAUUUCCAUGGCCGCCAUGUUCUAGGUGGUGAAAUUUGGUUUUUGAUUUCUUUACUUUCUAUGCUCUGAAGGGUUUAUGAGCAAUUCGUGAAUUAUUGUUUCUGGGGGUGUGGAUUCCACAUUCUUAAUUUGUAUUGGGUUAAGGGGAAUCUAGGGUUUUCGAAUUGGGGGCUUCUGUCAGGAGGUAGCUGGUUUCAGCUAGUUCGCUGUUAAUUUAUUUUUUGAAAUUUUAAUUUGGUGCUAGUCAGAUGCGUAAUAAAUUCGAAUCAAGAACUGGGUGAUCGGCGCUCGGUGGCGAGCGACUCGUCGAUUUGAGGGUUUGGGUUUUUGUAUGGAAACUCGGAGCAGAAAGCGGGCGGAGGCCUCCUCAGCAGCCCCUUCUUCUUCGUCUUCUGGUCCUACUACUCGUUCUACCAAGCGCGCUCGUCUCUCUGGUACUUCCUCAUUGAAUCUUGCUGCACCUACUCUUUCGAUCUCAACGCGUUCUCGCUCUACUCGAACCCAAGAACCGUCUGCCACCAGUACUCCAAUGGACUCCACCAAUGAAUCAUCGGGGUCACGCCGUCGAGGGAAGAACUCUGAUAAAGAAAAUUCGGAUAAGGGAAAGGAGAAAGAACACGAGGUUAGAAUUGGGGAUAGAGAAAAAAAUGCGGAGCAAAGCUUUGGGCUUAAUAUUGAAGGCAGUGGCGGUGGAGAGGAUGACGAUAACGACAGUGAAGGAGGGAUGGGAGUCUUGCAGCAUAAUUUAUCCACGGCAAGUAGCGCCCUUCAAGGACUUUUGAGGAAACUCGGUGCUGGACUGGAUGAUUUACUUCCUUCUUCUGCAAUUGCAUCGGCUUCUUCCUCACAGCAGAGAGGACGGCUUAAGAAGAUCUUGUCUGGGUUGAGAGCGGAUGGAGAAGAAGGGAGGCAAGUUGAGGCAUUGACACAACUUUGUGAGAUGCUCUCAAUCGGCACCGAGGAAUCUCUAAGUACCUUCUCUGUAGAUUCCUUUGUCCCUGUCCUUGUCGGGUUACUUAAUCACGAAAGCAAUCCAGAUAUAAUGCUUCUAGCGGCCAGGGCACUAACCCAUCUGUGUGAUGUCCUGCCUUCAUCAUGUGCUGCUGUCGUUCAUUAUGGUGCUGUUUCCUGCUUCUGUGCGAGAUUGCUAACUAUAGAAUACAUGGACUUAGCUGAACAGUCCCUGCAAGCUUUGAAGAAGAUAUCCCAGGAACACCCUACUGCCUGCCUGCGUGCUGGUGCUCUUAUGGCUGUGCUUUCAUAUUUAGAUUUCUUCUCCACAGGAGUUCAGCGAGUCGCAUUGUCAACUGCUGCUAAUAUGUGCAAGAAGCUUCCUUCAGAUGCAGCCGACUUUGUGAUGGAAGCUGUUCCCCUGCUAACCAACCUUCUUCAGUAUCAUGAUGCAAAGGUGUUGGAGCAUGCUUCUGUUUGUUUGACUCGUAUUGCUGAGGCCUUUGCAUCAUCUCCAGAUAAAUUAGAUGAACUAUGUAAUCAUGGACUUGUUACGCAAGCUGCCUCACUUAUUUCCACUAGUAGCACCGGAGGUGGACAGUCAAGUCUCAGCUCAGCUACUUAUACUGGAUUAAUCCGACUUCUUUCCACUUGUGCAAGUGGGUCUGCCUUAGGUGCAAAAACUUUGCUGCUUCUUGGGAUCAGUGGGAUUCUUAAAGAUAUACUGUCUGGUUCUGGUGUGUCUACCAAUUCACCUGCAUUAAAUAGACCACAAGAGCAGAUUUUUGAGAUAGUCAACUUGGCAAAUGAGCUUCUACCCCCUCUGCCUCAAGGAACCAUUACUUUUCCGCCCAACUUUAAUUCGUUUGUGAAAGGACCUGUCGUCAAGAAGCCUUCUACUAGUGGUUCUGUGAAAGAUGAAGAUCCAACUGCUGGUGCCCCUGAGGUUUCAGCUCGUGAGAAACUCUUAAAGGAUCAGCCCGAGCUCCUACAUCAGUUUGGAAUGGAUCUCCUUCCUAUUUUAAUACAGAUCUAUGGGUCCAGUGUGAAUGGUCCAGUACGUCAUAAAUGUCUCUCAGGAAUUGGAAAAUUGAUGUAUUUCAGCACUCCAGAGAUGAUACAAUCGCUAUUGAAUGUGACUAAUAUAGCAAGUUUUCUAGCUGGUGUUUUGGCGUGGAAAGAUCCACACAUAUUGAUUCCUGCUCUCCAAAUUGCUGAGAUUCUUAUGGAAAAGCUUCCUGAAACAUUUUCCAAGAUGUUUCUUCGAGAGGGUGUUGUUUAUGCUGUUGACCAGCUUAUCUUAGCCGAUAACCAAAAUUCUGCUUCCCAAGCUGCUUCCGUUGAGAAGAAUAACAACUCUGCAUCUGGAACUUCAUCACGCACUCGACGUUAUAGAAGGCGCAGUGGAAAUAUGAAUCUGGAUGGAAGUUCACUGGAUGAAAACAAGAAUCCUGUUUCUGGUAGUGGUGUUCCACAGGGUUCAGUGGAGGCUCCAUCAGUUAAUUCUAAUCUCCGAACUGCUGUGAGUGCCUAUGCCAAUGCUUUUAAAACCAAGUACUUCCCUUUAGAUCCGGGAGAUGUUGAAGUUGGAGUUACGGAUGAUCUCUUACGUCUGAAAAAUCUGUGUGUCAAGUUGAGUACUGGUAUUGAUGAUCAGAAGACUAAAUCAAAAGGGAAGUCAAAAGCUUCAGGGUCUCGCCAAGAUGAUAUUAUUACUAAUAAGGAAGAGUGUUUAACUGGUGUAAUAUCUGAAAUGCUAAUUGAAUUGGGAAAAGAUGAUGGUGUUUCCACAUUUGAAUUUAUUGGUAGUGGCGUUGUUGGAGUUCUGCUUAACUACUUUUCCUGUGGAUACUUCUCUAAAGGAAGAAUUUCGGAAGCUGAGUUGCCCAAGCUUCGGCGACAAGUACUUAAAAGAUUUAAAUCAUUUAUUUCUGUUGCCCUUCCUACAAGCAUUAAUGUGGGAACAGUAGCUCCUAUGACAGUCUUAGUUCAAAAGCUACAGAGUGCUUUGUCCUCUUUGGAGCGUUUUCCCGUUGUCUUGAGCCAUUCUUCUAGAUCAUCCAAUGGUAGUGCACGUCUUUCCUCUGGGCUAAGUGUAUUAUCUCAGCCAUUUAAGUUACGACUGUGUCGAGCCCAAGGAGAAAAAUCACUUCGUGAUUAUUCAUCAAAUAUUGUUCUGAUUGAUCCAUUGGCAAGUUUAGCAGCUGUAGAAGAAUUUCUGUGGCCUAGAGUUCAGAGAAGUGAAUCUGGUCAAAAACCUUCAGCAUCAUCUGCUGCAAACUCGGAUUCAGGAACAACCCCGACAGGAACUGUUGCUUCAACUCCUAGUUCAACCACUCGCCGAACUGUUGCUUCAACUCCUAGUUCAACCACUCGCCGUUACCCUACUAGGCACAGAUGGUCGAUGACUAUUGGAGAAAGAGCAGGGAAGGAAUCUUCACAGGAGAAAAACACUUCAAAGGGGAAGGGGAAAGCUAUUCUAAAGCCUGCUUGGGAGGAGAAGAGAGGCCUACAAACUAGAAAUUCUACCCGUAGAAGAUCAGCUGUGAACAAGGAUGCCCAAAUGAAGCCUGCAAAUGGAGAGACCACUUCUGAGGAUGAAGAAUUGGACCUGUCCUCCAUCCAGAUUGAUGAUUCUUUAGUGAUUGAGGAUGAUGAUAUUUCUGAUGAUGAAGAUGAUGACCAAGAUGAUGUGCUGCAGGAUGACUCUCUUCCUGUUUGUAUGCCUGAAAAGGUGCAUGAUGUCAAAUUGGGUGACGCAGUUGAAGAUGGUGAUGCUGGUCCAGCUACAAGUGAUAGCCAGAUUCAUUCAGCUUUUGGCUCUGUCAGUAGAGCGGCUGCAGUCAGGGGUUCAAGGGGAGGUAUUUCAAAUUCAGAGGGUUCAAGGGGAGGUAUGUCAUUUGCUGCUGCUGCUAUGGCUGGGCUUGGAUCAGCUAAUGGCAGGGCUUUCCAUGGAAGUCGGGAUCAACAGGGACGUCCUCUCUUUGGUGGCUCCAAUGAUGACCCAAAAUUAGUCUUUUCUUCUGGUGAGAAGCAGCUUGAUAGACAUUUGACAAUAUACCAAGCUGUUCAACGGCAGCUUGUAUUGAACGAGGAUGAUGAUGAGAGGUUUGCUGGUACUGGCAGUGACUUCUUAUCUAAUGAUGGGAGCGGUUUAUGGGGUGAUAUAUAUACCAUCACAUAUCAGAGGUCAGAUAAUCAAUGCGAGAGGGCUUUAGCUGGGGAAUCAAGCUCCUCUAAAUCUAAAUCUACCAAAUGUGUAUCAACUUCCAGUUCAAAUUCAGAGUCUCAGUUCCAUCAAAUGUCACUUCUAGACAGUAUUUUACAAGGAAAACUUCCAUGUGAUUUGGACAAAUCUAAUCCUACAUAUGAUAUAUUAUCUUUACUGCAUGUACUGGAGGGAUUGAAUCAGCUUGCUCCACGCUUAAGGGCACAAAUAGUCUCUGAUCAUUUUGCAGAGGGAAAGAUCUCUACACUUAAUGAGUUGGGUGGAAUUGGUGGAAAGGUUCCUCAUGAGGAAUUCAUCAAUAGUAAGCUUACUCCCAAAUUGGCUCGACAAAUUCAGGAUGCUCUUGCAUUAUGCAGUGGGAGCCUCCCUUCGUGGUGUUACCAAUUGACUAAGGCAUGUCCAUUCUUGUUUCCUUUUGAGACCCGGCGACAGUAUUUCUUUUCAACUGCAUUUGGGCUGUCACGUGCAUUAUAUCGUCUACAUCAGCAACAAGGAGCUGAUGGUCAAGGAACAGUAAAUGAGCGAGAGGUAAGGGUUGGAAGAUUGCAGCGCCAAAAAGUUCGUGUCUCACGUAAUCGAAUAUUGGAUUCUGCUGCAAAAGUUAUGGAGAUGUAUUCUAGCCAAAAGGCCGUCCUUGAAGUAGAAUAUUUUGGCGAAGUGGGAACUGGAUUAGGUCCUACCCUUGAAUUCUACACACUUUUAAGUCAUGAGUUGCAGAGGGCUGGACUUGGGAUGUGGAGGUCUAAUUCUUUACAAGAGUCGAUCGAAAGUAGUGAAGAUGAGCAGCUUGGAAAGGCUAAAGAUGCCAAUACUGAUAUCAUCCAAUCUCCUCUUGGGUUAUUCCCACGACCUUGGCCACCAAAUGCCAAUUCUUCCGAGGGCAGCCAAUUUUCGAAGGUUAUUGAAUAUUUCCGGCUUGUUGGUCGUGCGAUGGCCAAAGGUCUGCAAGAUGGAAGACUAUUGGAUCUACCACUCUCAACAGCAUUUUAUAAGCUUGUUCUUGGUCAAGAUCUUGAUUUACAUGAUGUCCUCUCAUUUGACCCUGAGCUAGGGAAGAAUUUACAAGAAUUGCAGGCUCUUGUUCGUCGGAAACAUCUUUUAGAAUCGACCAAUGGUGAUAAUGAAAAUACAAUUUCCAACUUGUCCUUCCGCGGGGUUGCAGUAGAAGAUCUCUCCUUGGAUUUUACACUACCUGGUUAUCCGGACUAUGUUUUGAAGCCAGGAGAUGAAACUGUUAAUAUUCACAACUUGGAGGAAUACAUAUCCCUUGUAUUAGAUGCCACUGUUAAGACUGGCAUAAUGCGACAAAUGGAAGCAUUUACUGCAGGAUUCAAUCAGGUUUUUGACAUAUCGGCAUUACGCAUAUUUAUUCCCCACGAGUUGGACCAUUUGCUAUGUGGUCGUAGAGAAUUGUGGAAGGCUGACACUCUUGCCGAUCAUAUUAAAUUCGAUCAUGGAUACACCGCCAAGAGUCCUGCAAUAGUCAAUUUUCUCGAGAUUAUGGGCGAAUUCACACCAGAGCAGCAGCGAGCUUUCUGCCAGUUCGUAACAGGUGCACCUAGGCUUCCACCAGGAGGCCUUGCAGUGUUGAACCCAAAAUUGACUAUUGUGAGAAAGCACUCGUCAACAGCGACUAAUGCAGCCACCGGCGGGGUAGGGGCUUCCGAAUCAGCAGAUGACGAUUUGCCUAGUGUUAUGACGUGCGCCAAUUACCUUAAGCUUCCUCCAUACUCAACCAAGGAAAUAAUGUACAAGAAACUAAUCUACGCGAUCAACGAGGGGCAGGGAUCUUUCGAUUUGUCAUGAGUUCUUGGGACUAACCACAACUUGUGUAUACUAUUAACAUGGAAUACUCGGGCCAACGGAUCGUGUUUGUCUGCAAUAGUUUUGGCAGCGGGUGUCAAGAGAGAGCAGUUCUUCUUUUCCUUUGCUUUUGGAGUUGUACAUUCAUAUUUUGACCAUUGUGUUGUUUAUUGUGCUCUCUUUCAUAGGGGGAGGAGCAAUUGGCCAGAUUUUCAGGAAAACAAGGUAGAGGGAGUUUUUGAACUACUUUUUGUGUCAGUUCCAAGGUUUAGGAUAUUAUGUAAAUAAGUAGGAACUGUUGGAUUCCCUCUUCACCUGGGUGGUGGUGGUGGUGGUGGUGGUGGUGGUGUUUGGUUAUAUUGGCUGUAAACAUGCAUCUCAUAAAAUAUGAUUGGAAGGGGAAAUAAUCAAAAUUCAAUAUUCAUUGCA
This is a messenger RNA of Cucurbita pepo subsp. pepo (vegetable marrow), 6604 nucleotides long. Lineage: Eukaryota; Viridiplantae; Streptophyta; Magnoliopsida; Cucurbitales; Cucurbitaceae. The record is from RefSeq and is a predicted model, not a curated record.